Molecule: messenger RNA, 1473 nt
Organism: Prunus persica (peach)
Lineage: Eukaryota; Viridiplantae; Streptophyta; Magnoliopsida; Rosales; Rosaceae
Exons: 4
Coding region: 491-1024 (177 amino acids)
Source: RefSeq, a predicted model, not a curated record
AAUAAUUUUAAAAAAAAUCUCAAAUCAGAGAAACUGUGGGAGCCUCUGUCGGUCUUCGCUCUCCUCUGGCACACCCCAGACCCCUCACCUUUUUCCCUUUCUACUCUCUCUCUCUCUCUCUCUCUCUCUCUCUCUCUUUCUCUCUCUAGCUGUGCUGUUAACCUGUUAGCCUGUUGCCCAAUACCCAAGCCUCUUUUCUCUCUCCGAUUUUUUGAUUUCAUUAUUUUUCACUUCACUUUUUUAUGAUUCUUUGUUGGCUCUCUUUUUUCUCUAUAAAUCUGGUGGAAGCCAUUCCUUAUUAAACCUUCUUCCCUUCCCUUUCCUUUUCUGUCUCUUCCCCUACCUCUCGCCUAAUUUUGUUUCCGUUUUCCUUCUACUAUGAAAACUCUGUAGCAAUAUAUAUAGAUUUCUCUACAGAAGAAGCCUAGCAGCUAAGCUCUACACUCAAACUUAAAGGUUUUACGUUGUCGUCUCAAAGCGUGGAAAAAUAAUGAAUCACUGUGCGAUUCAGCAAGGCAACGCCCUCUCUGCUUGCGAAGAGAUGCGGACUUGUUCAAGAGACUCAGUCGUUUGUCCCAAACCUCGCCGUUUUGGCCUCCUCAACGCCACUCAUCACGAUCCCGUCAGAUCUCUCAGAUGGCAGCUUGGCCACCAAGCGGAGCUCUAUGAUUCAAAAGCAGGGUCUGAUAUUUUGGACAACCUCCUCACCAAGGGUUCUUUUGGUGUUGAACAAUUUUCAUGUACAGAAAUAGCCUCGCCGCACCCAUUUUUCAGCGGGUCGCCGCCGAGCAGAGUAGCUAACCCAUUAAUUCAGGACGCCCGAUUUGGGGAUGAGAAGCUCACCCCAUCCUCGCCACUGUCACCAACCCCUCACCCGUCGGGCCUAUCCUCGUCUCCAACAACUUCUGCAAGGAAAGGAAGCUUUGUUCGGGCCAGUUUUGGGAGCAAACCAGCAGUGAGGGUGGAGGGGUUUGAUUGCCUGGACAGGGAUCGACGUAAUUGCAGCAUCCCUACCCUGGCAUAGAGCCUAAUUCAAUCAAUGAAGGUAAAUAGCAAAAGCUUUAGCUAAAGUUUUCUAUCGACAGCCACGAUACUUGAUAGCAUGAGAGGAAAUUUUGAAAUUUUCGGCCAGCGAACUAUGGAGAUCCUUCUGCCUUGUGUGUAAAUAUGUUUGAGGGAUUUUUGUAAAUGAAAUGUCAGUGUCAUGUAAGUAAAUGAGAUGUUAACCAAAUAAUAAAAGGGGGUGGGAUUUGGUUGAGAAUAGUCUUGUCUGUGUUCUUCUACCGCACCACCUCUUGGGUUGUAAAAAAGUAAGAGAGUCUAGUGUUGGAAAAUUUUCAUUCUGUUUCCAUUUGAGGUGUUUUGGAGUUUCAAUGAGCGGCUUAUGAAGCGAAUCUGUACAAAUUGAAGUUGCCGUUGAGUCGAUCUAAACUGUCAUUUACGGUGUAUAUAUUCCAUUUGUGUUUCAGUUCA